AAGGGCUGGACCUUCAGAGCCAGAGCCAGGGCCAAGGCGAAAACUGGGUAGUAUCUGCUCUGAUUCCUCAUUCAAGGAUUUUGAGUUCUUUGAAGCUGCAUUUGCUUGAUUGAUUCUCUGUUGGGAGACAAACUCUGUGAUCCCUUUUUGUCUGAGAUUCCCGUUCUAGAUUUGGUUUGUCAAAAAGAUUUGCCUCCUUUGAUGUCAAAACCUAGAAUUUUAGCUUCGGUUCUACUGCUUUUAUCAUAGAUUGUGGUCGACUGACUCUCUUAGAAUUGUCAUUUGGAUCUGCUUCUCUGAAUUGUGACCAAAAUGUCUGAAUCAAGACCAAAAACCCCCUUCAUCUCUGCAGCAUCAUCACAGAAACUACCCGAUUUUAAGCAGUCUGUGAAACUGAAAUAUGUGAAACUGGGCUACCAUUACCUAAUUACCCAUGGAAUGUACCUACUCUUAUCCCCCAUUAUGGUGGUUAUGGCUGCUCAACUCUCCACAUUCUCAAUCAAUGACCUCCAUGACCUUUGGGACCAUCUUAGGUAUAAUCUCAUAUCAGUGAUUUUGUGCUCUACCCUCCUUGUGUUUCUAUCAACCUUUUAUUUCCUCACCUGUCCUCGCCCUGUGUACCUUGUGGACUUUUCAUGUUACAAACCAGAAGAUGCUAGGAUAUGCACUAGGCAAACUUUUUUGGAGAGGACUCGAUGUAUAGGUACUUUCACUGAGGAAAACCUUGAGUUCCAGAGGAAAAUUAUUGAGAGGUCUGGUCUUGGGGAGUCAACUUAUCUCCCAGAAGCUGUUAUAAGGACUCCUCCAAAUCCUUGCAUGGCUGAGGCAAGGAAGGAGGCUGAAAUGGUGAUGUUUGGUGCUCUUGAUGAGCUCUUUGAGAAGACGGGUUUGAAACCGAAAGAUAUUGGGAUUUUGAUUGUGAAUUGUAGCUUGUUCAACCCAACACCAUCACUGUCUGCUAUGGUUAUUAACCACUACAAGCUUAGAGGGAAUAUUAUCAGUUUUAAUCUUGGUGGGAUGGGAUGUAGUGCUGGUUUGAUAUCGGUUGAUCUUGCUAAGGAUCUUCUUCAGGUCCAUCCGAAUUCCUAUGCUUUGGUCAUUAGCAUGGAAAACAUUACCUUGAAUUGGUACUUUGGGAAUGAUAGGUCAAUGCUUGUUUCAAAUUGCUUGUUUAGAAUGGGAGGGGCUGCAAUUUUGCUUUCAAAUAAGAGGACUGACCAGUGGCGAUCCAAGUACAGAUUGGUACACACGGUUCGAACCCACAAAGGUGCUGAUGAUAAGUGCUUCUCUUGUGUUACUCAACAAGAGGAUUCUACUGGGAGAAUUGGAGUUUCUUUGUCAAAGGAUCUGAUGGGAGUUGCUGGGGAUGCCUUGAAGACAAACAUCACAACCUUGGGUCCUCUAGUAUUGCCAAUGUCAGAACAGUUACUCUUCUUUGGCACAUUGGUUGCCAAGAAACUUUUCAAGAGGAAAGUGAAACCUUACAUUCCAGAUUUCAAAUUGGCUUUUGAGCAUUUUUGUAUUCAUGCCGGAGGAAGGGCAGUGCUGGAUGAAUUGGAGAAAAACUUGCAGCUUUCAGAUUGGCAUAUGGAGCCUUCCAGGAUGACACUUAAUCGAUUUGGUAAUACUUCAAGCAGCUCCCUUUGGUAUGAAUUGGCUUAUACAGAAGCCAAGGGUAGGAUGAAGAAAGGGGACAGAACUUGGCAGAUAGCAUUUGGGUCUGGAUUCAAGUGUAACAGUGCAGUUUGGAAGGCUCUACGAACGAUCAACCCGGCCAAGCAGAAGAACCCAUGGAUGGAUGAGAUCCAUCUCUUCCCAGUGGAUGUUCCAAAGGUUUCUUCCAUUUGAAGUUAUAGCAUUUCCUUGCAUCGCAGCGGCUCACUGUUUAUGGAAGCAUCACCCUCUUCACAGGGUGAUCAAGCAUUCUAGUCUCUGCUUUUGUGGUGAUGUAAUAAUGAAAAAUUCAUGGUGUUUCUCUCUUGAUUUUAUCAUCUCAACUCCUCUCUUCAGCAUAGGUAGCUGUCAAGGAGUGUGUAAUAGCAGUUGGAAACUUGAAGAUGCCAGUUUGUUUUAUUUAGUGUGUAUUUAUUAAGUUUAUUAUUAACAAGGCCCUUGGAUCUUUUCAUCCUUGUU
Tripterygium wilfordii is the source of this 2133-nucleotide messenger RNA. RefSeq names its product 3-ketoacyl-CoA synthase 11-like. The record is from RefSeq and is a predicted model, not a curated record. Gene Ontology annotation, cellular component: membrane. Bases 313 to 1848 code for a protein of 511 amino acids. Lineage: Eukaryota; Viridiplantae; Streptophyta; Magnoliopsida; Celastrales; Celastraceae. Gene Ontology annotation, molecular function: acyltransferase activity, transferring groups other than amino-acyl groups. Gene Ontology annotation, biological process: fatty acid biosynthetic process. The transcript has 3 exons.